Suillus clintonianus is the source of this 729-nucleotide messenger RNA. RefSeq lists its product as uncharacterized. Gene Ontology annotation, cellular component: cytoplasm. Lineage: Eukaryota; Fungi; Basidiomycota; Agaricomycetes; Boletales; Suillaceae. Bases 1 to 729 code for a protein of 242 amino acids. Gene Ontology annotation, molecular function: cysteine-type deubiquitinase activity. Gene Ontology annotation, biological process: ubiquitin-dependent protein catabolic process; protein deubiquitination. The transcript has 8 exons. The record is from RefSeq and is a predicted model, not a curated record.
AUGCCAGAAUCUCGAUGGAUCCCGCUCGAAAGCAAUCCAGAUGUCUUUAACGCUUGGGCUACAACCGCCGGACUAGUAGGAUCACAAGCGCAGUUCGAGGACAUAUAUGGCCUUGAUCCAGAGCUUCUGGGGAUGGUGUCACCAGGUGUAAAAGCGGUUACAUUGCUCUUUCCCUGCUCAGGGACCAUUGCGUCAAAGCGCAAAGAGGAAGAUGAAAAGAUCGCAGCUCAAGGGCAGCUUCCGAUCGAUCCCACUAUUUUCUGGAUGAAGCAGACGAUCCAAAACGCUUGCGGAACUAUGGGCCUUUUGCAUGCUCUGAUAAACUCAGAUGUCACUUUCGCUCCUGAAAGUCCAUUGGCUAGAUUUAUCGAGGAAGGCCAAGACAAGACUCCUUCGGAGCGCGCCAAACUUCUCGAGGAGACCACCCUAUUCGAACGGAUCCAUACGUCCGCCGCCAGCUCAGGACAAACCGCGGUGCCAGAAGAUCUGGACACUUAUCUUCAUUUCACCUGCUUCGUAAAGGCGCCUGAUGCCAUUGCGAGGGAAACGGAAACCCAGGCUAUUGGGUGGCGCGUCAUAGAGUUGGACGGAGGUCGUAAUGGGCCGAUUGAUAGGGGCGAAUGCACUAACUUGCUUCAGGACGUGGCCAAAUACGUCAAAGAACACUAUAUCAAGGAAAGCAAGAGUGUCAACUUCAGCAUGAUGGCGCUAUGUUCUGGACAAGACUAG